GAUGUAUCUCAGCAUUCUCCCAUGGUUCUGUUUCGCGAUUGCCAUGCUGCAAAUCGGGCAUGGAGUUCUUCGUCACUUUGUCGUCUGCUUACCCGUGUCUGCUGACUGAUCAAGGAACAUUCGGCUCACGAUCCAUGCCUCCUCAACGCUAGCCAACUUACGGAUUCCUAAUCAAGCAUGUGCGAGCCCAUACUAUCAUCGAGCCAGACUUGGAACUUGCCGUGUCGCGUAGAUGAAAGGAUGGCCUUGUCGCACUUGCUCGUGCAUUCAACAGUAGCCGUCCCACCGUUGCGCCGCACUUCGGAUUCUUAUCUGAGUUCAAUCACUUGUCGGUAGUCACUCGAACCUGCCUCGACAUGCGGCAUGGGCGUGGAGUGAAAGAGCUUUCGCAUUCUCUUCACGCCCAGGAAGAGCGUUUAUCGUGUUUAUUGUUCAUCAUAUGCCUCAGAGAAGGCCCGAAUGCAUGCGUAGACCUGCUUGACAUGCCUUCUGGUCACGGUAUUAAACUAUAUGAGGCCAAAUUUGCCCGUCCAUAUCGGCGUAGUAUACACGCUACCGCCAUGAGACGCUAUGUCCAAUUCAGAUAGCUUCAACCGAUGCGCACGCCGACCGCCGCCGACCGCCGCGUAAAC
This is a messenger RNA of Punctularia strigosozonata HHB-11173 SS5, 632 nucleotides long. RefSeq lists its product as uncharacterized. Bases 357 to 587 code for a protein of 76 amino acids. The transcript is spliced from 3 exons. The record is from RefSeq and is a predicted model, not a curated record. NCBI's taxonomy places the organism in Eukaryota, Fungi, Basidiomycota, Agaricomycetes, Corticiales, Punctulariaceae.